Molecule: messenger RNA, 498 nt
Organism: Setaria italica (foxtail millet)
Lineage: Eukaryota; Viridiplantae; Streptophyta; Magnoliopsida; Poales; Poaceae
Exons: 2
Coding region: 1-498 (165 amino acids)
Source: RefSeq, a predicted model, not a curated record
AUGGAUGGGGGAAGCGGCCUCAACCUCCUCUACGCUGAGACCCUCGACGCCAUGGGGAUCAACCGCUCCCGUCUCCGUCCUAGCAAGGCCCCCUUCCAUGGUGUUGUGCCAGGGAAGCAGGCGACGCCCCUCGGGCAGAUCGACCUGCCCGUCACGUUUGGGACCCCUUCCAAUUACAGAAAGGAGGUCCUCACCUUCGAGGUGGUGGGCUUUCGCGGAACCUACCACGCCAUCUUGGGCCGCCCAUGCUACGCGAAGUUCAUGGCAAUCCCCAACUACACCUACCUCAAGCUCAAGCUGCCGGGACCCAACGGAGUCAUCACCGUCGGCACGACCUUCCAGAAGGCAUACGAGUGCGACGUCGAGUGCUGCGAGUACGCCGCGGCUACCACCGUCUCGGGCGACAUGGUGGCCCAGCUUGAGGAAACCAUUGAGGACCGGUCCGACGCCAAGCAGUCAGGAACCCUCUUCGAGCCCACCGAAGCCCGGUACAGCUAA